GGCGGUGAGAAAGUGUGCAGAAAACUCCAUCCGACCACAAGGCAUCUUCUUCUCCUGCUCAAGACGUAGAACUCGGAUAAAGCUGCAGCAGUCACCCUGUAGCUUACAGUUGCUUCAAUAGGUCUGGUUAAUUUAUUAAUCCCCCCUCGAUAAAACCAUCCAGAAACUUCCACUGUGGAAGAAAAUGAACAAGAGCGAGCUGAGUAUUUUUGAUUUUGAGCGACGUUUCGAUCAAACGAAAGCGCUGGAAUGGAUGCAGGAAAACUGGAGCAAGUCAUUUAUAUUUUGUGGCCUAUAUGCUGCGCUCGUGUUCGGAGGUCGACACUUCAUGAGGGAAAGGCCGAAACUGAACCUGCGGCGAACAUUGACCCUGUGGUCCCUCAGCCUCGCUGCUUUUAGUAUUGUAGGAACCAUCAGGACUGGAACGUACAUGGUGCAUGUUCUCACAAGCAGCGGCUUCAGGCAAUCUGUGUGUGACAACCAUUUCUACAGGGCACCCCUAACCAAGUUCUGGGCCUAUGCUUUUACUAUUAGCAAGGCUCCUGAGCUGGGAGACACUGCAUUCAUCAUCCUGCGGAAGCAGCGCCUCAUCUUCCUGCACUGGUACCACCACAUCACUGUGCUGCUUUACUCCUGGUUCUCCUACAAGGAACAGAUGGUAGGUGGCGGCUGGUUCAUGACCAUGAACUAUAUGGUUCACUCCAUCAUGUAUUCGUACUAUGCGGCCCGGGCGGCUGGAAUGCAGGUGCCACGACCAUGCGCUAUGAUGAUCACUGCUGCCCAGAUCCUGCAGAUGGUGAUGGGCCUGACCGUGCUUGGCUUAGUGUACUGCUGGAUGCAUGACGUGCACUGUCCCUCGACCGUGGACAACGUCAUGUGGGGCUCACUCAUGUACUUCAGUUAUCUGGUGCUGUUUGCUUCUUUCUUUUACAACAACUACCUUAAAGGUCAACCCACAGACAGAAAAUCCAAGGCAGAGUAAUGGCCAUAUAAAAUAGCUUACUGCCUGUUUUCUGUUUUUCUAGAUUUUAUCAGCCUCUGCCUCUUAAAGCAGGAAUACAUCAGUAAAUAUAGACAGUUCUCACAUGACCCCGUGAGAUUUUGGGAAUACUGUAUUAGGAAGGAUCAAAGAAGGAAAUAAAAGAGCACUGUGGGAGGGCUCAAUUUAAUGCACUGCCUCUGUAACACAUAAGAGCCAAAUAUUUGUGAAAUGUGUUCAGCAAAUGUUUGUGGUCACAUGUCGUAAAAAAAUUGUCUUAAUGUUGCUAAAUGAACUGUGACAUAGGGAAAAAAGCAGUUACUAAUUUCAUGUUCUUAAAGGGAAUGUUUUGUCAAUUUUAUUUAUACAAGCAUGUUAGAUAAGAACCUUGGUUUAACCUAUAAUUAAAAUGCUUGUAUCUGCACCUGUAACAUUAAUAUAUUUUCAGUUGAGUUUAACCGAUGGGUGAUCAGAGAUGUUUUAUCCACUCCAUCCAGUCCUAACUGUUUUACCUGACCAUUGUCCAAAUUUAUUUUCUUAUAUAUAUUUGAAGUACAGAUUUGUUUUAAUAAGAAGAUUCUGAUGAAAACAAGUUAUGAGCAUCUUUUUUUUUAAAUAGUCAUUUUGUUUACAUUUCUGUUGUCAGGACCAAAAGAAUUAAUGGUUUCCCAGUUCAGUGAAGACAAACUUGUACUGAUUCCAUUUUAUUAAAAAGAAGGUGGUUGAGAAUGCUGCUGUUUGCUUUUACAUUCAAUUGAAUCCCUUUUUUAAAAAAGAGACACAUCUGUCAAAUGUAUGAAAAAUAAAGUUUAAGGGCUUCUGUGUGCAAUUAACCUAA
This is a messenger RNA of Girardinichthys multiradiatus, 1817 nucleotides long. Its product is annotated as elongation of very long chain fatty acids protein 6-like. Gene Ontology annotation, molecular function: fatty acid elongase activity. Gene Ontology annotation, cellular component: endoplasmic reticulum membrane; endoplasmic reticulum. Lineage: Eukaryota; Metazoa; Chordata; Actinopteri; Cyprinodontiformes; Goodeidae. The transcript is spliced from 4 exons. Gene Ontology annotation, biological process: fatty acid elongation, saturated fatty acid; fatty acid elongation, monounsaturated fatty acid; very long-chain fatty acid biosynthetic process. The record is from RefSeq and is a predicted model, not a curated record. The coding region runs from base 185 to 982 and encodes 265 amino acids.